AUGUUAUCAAAUGGACUCCCUGGCUUGGCCACUGCCUACGCUGAUCGGAGUCCGAUCCUCUGUAUAACGUCUUCGCCACCAUUGCGGGAUACAGAGAACAACUCGCUUCAGGGGUUUAUCGAUCAGGUGGUAGCGGCUCGACCAAUUACAAAGUUUGCUCAUAGGGUUGGGACUCCUGAGGAAUGUCCAAGAAUUGUAUCUCAUGCCCUUCGAGUUGCCCAGUCUGCCCCUCCGGGGCCUGUACUGCUCGACUUCCCAAUCGAUGUGCUCUUCUCCCCGGUUCAUCCAAGCCUCAUUGCCUGGGGAUCAAUUGCGUCACCCCCAUCUUUCCCUCCGGGCCCUCAUCCUGCGGCAGUUGAAGAGGCUGCACGCCAUCAGCUCUUCAAGCUAGCCGAGGAUUGCAACAUUCCGAUCUUCAACACCUCCAAACAUGCAUCUUUCAAUCCAUCGUCGCCCAUGCUCUCCAGAAAGACAGCGGGAGUUCUAGCCAUACUUCCGUUGGUAAAGGUCCCACGUCCAGACUUGGUGUUGCUUUUGGGUGCACGAACAGGAAUGUUCCUAGGUGGUCGUAGCGGCGCUAUAAUUCCAGAUAAAGAUUGCAAGCUCGUGCAAGUUGAUUGUGAUGGCAGUGAAAUUGGUCGCUCUCUUCCAGUCGACCUUGGUAUUGUCUCGGAUUCUGAAGCUUUCCUUUCAGCAUUGAACGCCAAUUUUAGUUCAACGCAUCCAACAAGUGUCGACAAAUAUCAUGACUGCAACUGGAUAUCUGGCUUCCUGGGCAAUGGCUUUGGGUAUACCCUAGGCUGUGCCAUUGCUGCCCCCGGUUGCAAAGUCAUCAACGUACAGGGGGAUGGCUCUGCUGGCUUUCAUCUUAUGGAGCUAGAUACCUACAAGCGAUUCAAUUUGAAUAUCAUGACAGUCGUCGUGAACAACUCAAACUGGGGUAUGAGCUCUAAUGGACAAGACCUCGUCUACGGAGCCGAUCAUUUUGCACGACCCAUCAGCGCGCUGAGCUCGUCAACUGAAUACGAUGUUGUUGCUAAGGGCUUGCAAAAUGCUGCUGCUAAAGUGUCUCGCGUGGGGGAUAUUCGGAGUACAGUCACCAAGUUCUAG
Molecule: messenger RNA, 1110 nt
Organism: Penicillium subrubescens
Lineage: Eukaryota; Fungi; Ascomycota; Eurotiomycetes; Eurotiales; Aspergillaceae
Exons: 4
Coding region: 1-1110 (369 amino acids)
Biological process (GO): L-valine biosynthetic process
Cellular component (GO): acetolactate synthase complex; mitochondrion
Molecular function (GO): flavin adenine dinucleotide binding; thiamine pyrophosphate binding; acetolactate synthase activity
Source: RefSeq, a predicted model, not a curated record